AUGGCAAAUGUUGUGGAACUGAGAGAGAUUAAACACUACAAAGAGCGUUUAUCAACACCUGUUCGUGAUUACAAAGAAUUAUAUCGGUUUCAAGAGGAAAAUGUGCAAUGGCUUGCUAACAGAUUUUUGGGAAUAAAUAAUGCUGAAACUCGAGGAGGUGCGUUAUCAUCCGUCCUAAAAAUGCAGAUAUGUUUACGCUAUCUCAGAGAUACUGGGUAUCAGAGAGGCAUUGGUCAAGAACUGGGUGUAAGUCAAGCUACAGUAUCUCGUACAGUGACUGCCGUAAUUGACAGCAUAGUGGCGCAAUCAAAUUACUGGAUAAAGUUUCCGUCUACGAACAAUGCACUUAUGGAUGCCAAACAGUUAUGGCAAAGCAAAUAUAGGUUUCCAACAGCAAUUGGCGUAGUUGACUGUACUCACGUAGGAAUUCUGAAACCAAAUCGCCAUGGUGAUGAGUAUGUCAACCGGAAAGAUUAUCCUUCACUGAAUGUGAUGCAAGAGAAAUGUUCACUAGUACCGACGUUAGUUGGCCUGGUUCGGUCCACGAUUCAAGAAUAUGGUGAAAUUCACAAAUAA
Messenger RNA from Harmonia axyridis, 576 nucleotides. RefSeq names its product putative nuclease HARBI1. The coding region runs from base 1 to 576 and encodes 191 amino acids. NCBI's taxonomy places the organism in Eukaryota, Metazoa, Arthropoda, Insecta, Coleoptera, Coccinellidae. The record is from RefSeq and is a predicted model, not a curated record. The transcript has a single exon.